AUGCACGAGACUAUCCCUGCAAAUGAGAUAUACGGACCCGGAACCUACAUCGACAAGUCCGUCCUCCCUAUACCGGAAGAUGCCCGUCGAAUUUUCGAACUGCUGGCGUCACGAACGCCUGGUUUCACAAAAAUCACUGCACUGUGGGAUACUGUUAACUUCGAAGGCCGGCCGGACCCUAUGGUCCCCGGUCCGAUGAAGUCCCCCGUCGUGGCAGCAGCUUUGCAUGCCAUGUGCGGGCUAGUUGGAAACGAACUCCUUGAGCUACGGGAUGGCAAGCCAGCCAAAGAAGCCAGCGUGACUGUAAACACAGACCAUGCUGGCAUCUGGCUUGCAUCCACGUUUACGGCAUUCGUGAAUGGCAAAGACAUCUCGACUCUUGCACGGGCCCGCGAACUUGCCAACAUCUUCGACAGGGACUUUGAGAAGGGGUUUGGCGUUGGUCCGUUGGCGGGCCGAGCCACUGCACUGUAUCCCACCAAGGACUCCGGGGUGUGGUAUCAACUCCAUGGAUCGCUGGAUGCAAGCAAGACACUCUGCUCGAUGGGGAUCGACAUGGAUGUGCCGUUGAAAUCGUUUCAGGAGGGAUAUGAGUACAUUCGGGAACAUGUGCAGAAAUGGAGUCCUGAUGAACUUGAGAUGCACAAUGUGAGACAUGGAUUAUGUGGGAGCAUCUGCUACUCCCCUGAAGGCUGGAGGAAGACUGAAAUGGGGAAGCGGCUUGCGGAACACCCUCUCGUGAAUUAUACGCAUGAAUCGUAUGCAAAAUCGACACCAUCAGUCCCCUUGAGUCAACUUCCUGAUCGUCGGCCUCUGGCUGGUAUCAAGGUUGUGGAGAUGGUACGGAUUAUCGCUGGUCCCACUGUUGGGGUAAUUCUUGCAUCAUUUGGCGCCGAUGUCAUCCGUGUCAACUGUAGUAGACUAGCAGAUUUGAAUGUCCUCCAAUUGACGCUCAACGCCGAAAAACGCACGAUCGAUCUCGAUAUUGGAAAGGAGGAGGACAUGACUCGGCUCAAGGAGCUUGUGGCCGAUGCAGACGUGUUUGUCCAGGGUUUCCGGUAUGGGUCACUAGACCGGAAGGGACUCGGUCUGCAAAACAUGCUGGAUCUGGCAGCCAAAAGAAACAAGGGCAUUGUCUACGUCGAUGAAAACUGCUACGGCCCAUCCGGACCAUUCGCCGAGAGACCCGGCUGGCAGCAGAUCGGGGAUGCUGCAUCGGGUGCUUCAUACGUGAUGGGUCGGUCGCUUGGAUUCGACGAAGGAACGAGUGUUCUUCCGCCGCUGCCAAUCUCUGACAUGACUACUGGUGUUGUCGGUGCUCUGGCGACAAUGUUGGCUAUUCGUGAUAGGGCUCAAAAAGGAGGCUCAUAUCACGUUGUAAGCUCGCUUGUGGCGGGGGACGCGAUUCUGGUGGACCCCGAAGUCGGCCUGUAUCCCGUUGAAGUGGUACAAAAAACUCUCGAUACGUUCAAAUUUGCACGCUCGUCUCCGGACCAGUUCGUCUCGGAGAUUAUGAUUCAGGUAAUUGAUGGGUGGAAACGGGUUUUCCCGGAAUAUCUUGCACAAGACUCUCCAUUUAUGAUGAGCUUUGAAGAUAGCCCAUGGGGACCAAUGGAUAUGCUGAGGCCUGUGACUAGACUAGAUGACAAAGAAGCAAGUCCAAUUUGA
This is a messenger RNA of Penicillium concentricum, 1668 nucleotides long. RefSeq lists its product as uncharacterized. The transcript has 2 exons. Gene Ontology annotation, molecular function: catalytic activity. NCBI's taxonomy places the organism in Eukaryota, Fungi, Ascomycota, Eurotiomycetes, Eurotiales, Aspergillaceae. The record is from RefSeq and is a predicted model, not a curated record. Bases 1 to 1668 code for a protein of 555 amino acids.